Molecule: messenger RNA, 2471 nt
Organism: Oncorhynchus mykiss (rainbow trout)
Lineage: Eukaryota; Metazoa; Chordata; Actinopteri; Salmoniformes; Salmonidae
Biological process (GO): regulation of transcription by RNA polymerase II
Cellular component (GO): nucleus
Molecular function (GO): DNA-binding transcription factor activity, RNA polymerase II-specific
Source: RefSeq, a predicted model, not a curated record
UGAGUCUCAUAGCAAAGGGUCUGAAUACUUAUGUAAAUAAGGUAUUUAUGUUGUUUUAAAAUAUGCCUAAAAACCUGUUUUUUUAGGUCCUCAUUAUGGGGUAUGACACAUUACUAUGGUAUAAUCAAGCAUGACCCAAUACUAUGGCAACACUAAGCAUUAACUAUUACUAUGACGUCACCAAGCAUGACGGAUUACUAUGGCAACACCAAGCGUGGCAGAUUACUAUGGCAACACCAAGAGUGACGGAUUACUAUGGCAACACCAAGCAUGACAGAUUACUAUGGCAACACCAAGCAUGACAGAUUACUAUGGCAACACCAAGCAUGACAGAUUACUAUGGCAACACCAAACAUGACAGAUUACUAGUGCUCAGGAAGAAUCAUUAUGCUUAUAUGGGGAAACAGGAGUGAAAAAUGUAGAGGAGAGGUGAUUAAGGGAGUGGGAACAGGUGUGGAGGGAAGGGGUGUGGCCUUUGGUAAUUGGAGGCAAUUAGUGUCAGGUAUGUAGGAGUGCCAUAACCCUUCACAACAGUAAGUGUUGAAGAUAAUGGACCUAUGUAAUUAGUGCUGCACUCUCAUGGAAGCCAAUUGAGAUUAUAUAUUAUAUUAUAACAUUGGCUUAGCUAGGUUUUUUUUUAACAAUUACUAUUCUAGUUUAUAAUGUACAUACUCAUAUUCAGGUCUAAGUCUAGAAAUAUUGUCUGUACAUUUUUCUGACAUUGUUUUCGUUUGUUUCUAAACUCCGUUACCCACUAGUCAGCAGCAGGCGAUGUGAGUCUUUCAGGUGGCGCUUCUUGGGUGACGUAUAAUCUAGUGGACGGGACACAUCUUCAACAACAACAACAACAACAAAGCUACCGAUUCAACCCCUUCGGCAGCUUGCUAGCCAACAUAAAACCGAAACAUUGAAGUUCUUUUUAAACACAAUCCUGUUAACGUAUAUACCAGUUAACUUAAAAGUAAUUUGCUUGUUCAAUUUGUUGAAAUUUUUACUCAGCCUAGCACUAAGCUAGUCGCUAAUGCAAACUAGCUAACAACCCCAACCAUGAGCUCACUAAACUAUUCCUCCCCUGCUAAAGAAGAUGAUGUCUGCUGGGCGGAGAGAGAAGCUCUGGGGCUGAACAUUGUCGUGAAAGAGGAGGAUAUUACAGUAAAAGGAGAGGAAGAAGCUUCCAGAACGAUAAAGGAGGAAGAUCAUGUUACAUUUGGAGUGGAAGAGGGGAUAGAGGCUGUCACCGUGGAAGAGGAGUGGGUAGAAGAUUUCAGAAUAAAAAAGGAAGAGGAUGUUAUAGUGAAAGAAGAGGAAGCCUCCUCUUCCACGCUAGAAAGUUAUAUCUCAAUAAAAGAGGAGGAAGACGUUUUGGGAGUGAAAGAGGAGGAGGAGACUGAAAAAGAUCUGAUUAACACCAGAGAGAGACCACACUCUCACUCUGACAGCAGGAAGAGUACUUCAGGGGAACAAGACCUAGAGACGCCCAAACCAGUGAGACCACACCAGUGUCCCCACUGUGUAAAGAGUUUUAAGUGGUUAUGUUACCUAAAAGAACAUGAAAGAAUACACACAGGAGAAAAGCCUUUCCAAUGUUCCCAGUGUGAUAAAAGUUUUACCCAAUUAGGGAGCCUGAAAAUACACGAGAGAUCACACACAAGAGAGAAACCUUACCACUGUUCCCACUGUGAAAAUACUUUUUUCUCAUCAGGGGACCUGCUAAAGCAUAAAAGAAUACACACUGCAGAGAGGCCCUACCGAUGUUCCCAGUGUGGAAAGAGUUUUAUCCAGUUAGGGAACCUGAAAAGGCAUUUGAGAACACACACAGGGGAGAAGCCCUACCACUGCUCAUCCUGUGAAAAGAUAUUUACCCAGCUAGUGAACCUAAAAAGGCAUGAGAGGACACACAAAGGUGAAAAACCUUUCCAAUGUUCCCAGUGUGAAAAGAGUUUUACAGAGUUUGGGAGCAUGAAAAGACACGAGAGAAUACAUACAGGGGAGAAGCCUUACCACUGCUCCCAGUGUGAAAUGAGAUUUUCCUCAUCAUGGUGCCUAAAAUCACACAAGAGGACACACUCAGGAGAGAAGCUUUUCCAAUGCUCUCAGUGUGUAAAGAGUUAUACCCGUUUAGGGGACCUGAAAAGACAUGAGAGGACACACACAGGAUGAGCCUCAUCACCGCUCCCAGUGUUGCAAGAGUUUUAUCUGGUUAGGGAGCCUGAAUAAUACACUCUGAAGAGAAGCUUUACCACUGCUCCCACUGUGGAUUUAAACUUACAUGGUUAAAGCAACUGAAAGAGCAUGUAAGUCCACACCUGAGAGAAACGUUAUCAAUGCUCCCAGUGUGGAAAGAGAUAUGAAGUCAAAUUAUAAAAAUCAGACUCAAAAAUAAAUGUGUUUUUUUUAUUUCAACACAUGACCUGAAUAUGGAGUAUGUCAGAAAGAAUGUAGAUGUUCUGUGAUUAAAUUGCCCAUUUUAA